AAUUUAUUUCGGAUUCCCUCUGCCUGCAGGUAAGUACAGUUUACAUAGCUUUUUGCAGGCUUUCUGAGCUUCAUAAAUAAAUAAAACCAAACACACACGCGCCCCGCUUACUUAAAAGCCGCGCUUUAUCAGUCAUCUUCUGCCACAAUCCAGACCACUGUUGAACGGAGGAUUGGGGUUUCCUCCCUGUUGUUGCUUUUUCAUGGUCAGUCUCAGAGUCGCCAACAAACAGAAACGAACUCCAAGCUCAGACCCGUUUGAACUAAGCCUCCCUCAAACUGAUCCCAUGUUUUGACUGAAAUAUUCCACUGAAUCUUUCUGCAAAUAAGCAAUGGCCAACCUUUAUAAUUCCACCGCCAAAAACUGUUCUUCGUAUUCUUCGCCUCAAGAACCCGACGAGAUUUCGGUUUUCCUGCAGCAAAUUCUCCUCCGGUCUACUUCCAUGCGCCAGCAGUCGUUGCCCACACCAACUGAUCAUCUUCAGGCAGAGAAUCAAGAGCCCGCAUUGGUUCCGGGUCAGAGUCGGCGUCAGAUCUCCGUGCUCGAUGCGUCGUCAGGGUUGAACUCGUCUUCCGGUUGUAGUUUCACGGGAAGAGUCGUGGCGAAUGUGUCGUCUUCCUCUGUCGGGAAUUUGGAUAAUGAGCCGGAUGAGUAUGACUAUGAAAGUGAGGAGGCUGUUGAGGCGUUGGUGGAAGAGACAGCGCCGAAGCCAACGCCGCCGAGGAGUUCUUCCAAGAGGAGCAGAGCCGCUGAAGUGCAUAAUCUGUCUGAAAAGAGGAGGAGGAGCAGGAUUAAUGAGAAAAUGAAGGCACUGCAAAAUCUAAUCCCGAAUUCGAACAAGACGGAUAAGGCAUCGAUGCUCGACGAAGCUAUUGAGUACCUGAAGCAGCUCCAGCUCCAAGUACAGAUGUUGACAAUGAGAAAUGGAUUAAGCCUUUAUCCUGUUUGCCUGCCGGGGAUGCUGCAGUCUAACGAAAUUUCUCAGUUGAGAAUGGGCAUCGACGCAGAUAAAUUCUUGAAUAUCAACAUGGCUAAAACCAAUUCCUUGGAUCAGAACAUCUCGGCAGAUGCACUACUCGGGCUACAAGAAAAUUGUGUUAGGCAGGCACCGGUGGCUGAGUUCUCAAGUAUGAUCAGCAGAAAAACUUCGUUUGAAGCGGAAUCAUCUCCGCAGGAUCAAUUUAAGACAUUUCAGCUCUCCCAUUCUUCUAAGGAGAAUGAGCUGCCUUGCCAACCAUUGAAUGGUAACUGUCCUCAAACUCGUUCGACAGGAGCCAAAGCAACAUCUUCAAUCUCCUUAGAAACACAAACAUCCAGCUUGAAAGAGAAUACUCUAGAAGCCUGCCUAGCCGGAGGAAACUAUCUACUGCCAAAUUUUGUCAGUAACCCAAUUUUCUCAUCACCGAUGAACAUGUGAGUACUUCUAAACGAAGCAGCAUGGUUUUCCGUGUGAUGAAUCAGUGGUCAACUUUCAUCAGCUUACUCAUUGGAGCGAGACCAGUUAAUGAUGACACCAAGACAAAAAUGCUUCCAUUUCUGAAGUGUUUUUGUAUUGCAAUCGUAGCAAAGUAACCUAAUCUUUUGUCCAAAAGCAUUGAUGCAUUGCAUGAUAGGAUACUUUGCUGUCGUGCUUUCCAUGUUCAGCGGGCAUAAUAUUAGAAGACAAGUUACUUGUAGUCCAUGCAUGCAGCAAAAAUAUAUCUUGCUGUUAUUUGUACAAUGUAUGGAAUACUAAUCUCGCUCCUGACGCUGUUUUGCUAAGAUUCAUCAUCUGGUUGAUAGUUCUCUGCCCACAUGCUUAUUGAAAGUAACAGACAGCAGAAUAGCUGUGUUGUGAUGUAUUUUAUUGGACGGCCAUAUGCACAUGGAGCAGAAUUUAUGCUAUUGACACUUCUAACAUCAUAUUUAUGUUGUGAA
Messenger RNA from Sesamum indicum (sesame), 1917 nucleotides. RefSeq names its product basic helix-loop-helix (bHLH) DNA-binding superfamily protein (gene SPT). Gene Ontology annotation, molecular function: protein dimerization activity. NCBI's taxonomy places the organism in Eukaryota, Viridiplantae, Streptophyta, Magnoliopsida, Lamiales, Pedaliaceae. The record is from RefSeq and is a predicted model, not a curated record. Gene Ontology annotation, cellular component: nucleus.